AAUGUACUGAAUAAUUCUUUGGUGUUGACCAAUAACGACCGACGGCUGUAAUUUAGACCAAUAAGCACCAUUGAAUCACAGUGUCAUCUGUAUGGCGCACUUAUGCAAUCCGUUUAGUUAAGAAUGUUUUUAUUAUUAUUUCAUAAUGUAAAUAGUUUAAGAAUUAGUAUCGCGGUCGUUUUAAGUCAAUCAUCGGUACACAAGUCCGCUAGCUGUCUCCUAACAUUUCUAAAGCGCAGUCCUUGUUUUUCAGUUGUAAAUCAAAACAAUGACUUCAGCCUCUACCAAGGUUGGCGAGAUAUUUUCUGCAGCUGGAGCUGCAUUCACAAAAUUGGGAGAGCUAACCAUGCAGCUGCAUCCAGUGGGAGAUAAUAGUCCAGCAGGGGCACAAAUGAAAACAACAGUUAAGAGGAAGAUUUAUGAAGAUAGUGGAGCUCCUUUAUCCACUGACUCACCAAAGAAGAGUACCAAAAAGAUUCCGGUGUCUAUGGCUCCCCCAGCCCCACCUAAAGUAAUCGCUGUGCCAACCUCUCAGGUUGUGGUGACUGCGGGUUUACAGCGGCCAACCACAGGUCCAUCUAGCAUUAAAUCAUCAAAGACGGCAGAUGUCACUCUCAGUGCACUGAAUGACUCUGAUGCCAACAGCGAUCUGGUAGAUAUUGAGGGGUUGAGUGAUAGUUCCACAUCUAAAAAGCUCAAUUUUGAUCAAGCAGAUAGUCUAAAUCUCGACUCCAGUCUCAUCAUGAAUUCCAGCGACUUGCCAUUGUUAUCCCGUUGAAAUCUUCUGCACCAUACUAUCAGGAAAAGGAACUAAUCGUGUCACUUCAGUGCGGGGUUCAAGAAACUUGGCAUUUUUUAAUCUGGAGAAAGUUCUCUCUUUUUUCCAGGAAAAUACUUAUUUCUAAGUUAAUAGUGAAGCUAGGCAUAUUUUAUCAAUGUAGGACACAGUUUUGAAAGAUGCUAGCAAAUAUUGCUUAAUACAUAUUUCUGUUCUGAGUCCAAAAUGCAUAAUUUUAAAGUAAGUUACUGUAAAGGCAUUAUUGUGUACAUUUUUUCCCAACCAUUAUCAAUAAAGCAUUAUGACCAUUACGUUGUUUUUGGGGGGGAAGCUGGACAAAAACCUUGCAAUGCAUUGUUGAGUGUCAAAGCUUUGCUUGG
This is a messenger RNA of Sinocyclocheilus anshuiensis, 1158 nucleotides long. RefSeq names its product chromatin complexes subunit BAP18-like. Gene Ontology annotation, cellular component: NURF complex; MLL1 complex. The coding region runs from base 269 to 778 and encodes 169 amino acids. The record is from RefSeq and is a predicted model, not a curated record. The transcript has 5 exons. Lineage: Eukaryota; Metazoa; Chordata; Actinopteri; Cypriniformes; Cyprinidae.